AUUUUCAAGACCCUAGAACUGGACGUGCAGCUGUUGCGGGGUUUUGCGGCGUCAACGGAAGUUCCUCUGUUGGCUGAAGUGUACGAUGAAGUCAGUCAGCUGAUUGACCUUUUCCGUACCGCCGCGCUCGAUGACUAUUUAAAGCCAGACACACG
Molecule: messenger RNA, 155 nt
Organism: Sphaeroforma arctica JP610
Lineage: Eukaryota; Ichthyosporea; Ichthyophonida
Exons: 1
Source: RefSeq, a predicted model, not a curated record